Molecule: messenger RNA, 888 nt
Organism: Plasmodium gallinaceum
Lineage: Eukaryota; Apicomplexa; Aconoidasida; Haemosporida; Plasmodiidae
Gene: HAD2
Product: haloacid dehalogenase-like hydrolase, putative
Exons: 1
Coding region: 1-888 (295 amino acids)
Cellular component (GO): cytosol
Molecular function (GO): magnesium ion binding; phosphatase activity
Source: RefSeq, a predicted model, not a curated record
AUGGCUGCUGACAAAAUAUUUAAUACUGAUGUGGAGGAAACAUUAAAAGGAGCAGAUAUAAAAUUACUUUUAAUUGAUUUUGAUGGAACCUUAUUUGUAGAUAAAGAUAUAAAAGUACCUGAAGAAAAUAUUGAAGCCAUUAAGUUAGCUAUUGAAAAAGGAUACAUGGUUAGUGUAUGCACUGGUAGAUCAAAGGUUGGUAUUUUAAGUGCAUUUGGUGAAGAGAAUUUAAAAAAAAUGAAUUUUUAUGGUAUGCCAGGUGUAUAUAUUAAUGGAACAAUUGUAUAUGAUCAAAUUGGUUACACAUUACUUGAUGAAACUAUAGAAACAGAUGUUUAUGCUGAAUUAAUUAGGUAUCUGGUUCAAAAUAAUUUAGUUAAUCAGACAAUUUUUUACCGAGGAGAAUCUAAUUAUGUAACAGAAGAUAAUAAAUAUGCUGAUUUUAUGCAGAAAAUGUAUAGUGAGAAUAGAAGUAUAAUUAUUAGACAAAAUGAAAUAUUAAAAUAUAGGACUAUGAAUAAACUUAUGAUUGUUUUAGAUCCAUCAGAAUCUAAAAUUGUUAUUGAAAAUUUAAAAAGAAAUUUUGGUAAAAAACUAACAAUUUUUACAACAUAUAACGGACACGCAGAAGUAACUAAAUUAGGACAUGAUAAAUAUACUGGUAUUAGUUAUCUAUUAAAACAUUACAAUAUUUCUGAUGAUCAAGUUUUAGUUGUAGGAGAUGCAGAAAAUGAUAUUGCAAUGCUUUCUAAUUUUAAAUAUUCUUUUGCUGUAGCUAAUGCAACUGAAUCAGCCAAAUCUUUUGCCAAAUGUGUAAUUCCUUUAACUCAUAAAGAAGGUGCUGUUGCAUACUUAUUAAAGAAAGUUUUUGAAUUAAAGAAAAAUUAA